AUGUCUCACUCUCAUCAAAUAAUUGAACAACCUACACAAAAUUAUGUUUGUUCAAUUUGCUACAACAAAAGACCAAAACUUGAUUACACAAGAAGAGAUUUCACAUAUGCUGAGUUACAUGCAGCCACACAAGGCUUUUCCAUAAAGAAUUUUCUUUCAGAAGGUGGAUUUGGUUCUGUUUACAAAGGAGAGAUUAAUGGACAAAAAAUUGCUGUUAAGCAAUGUAUACAUGCAAGUUAUAAACAAGAGAAGGAGUUUAAGAGUGAAGUUGAUGCAUUAAGUAAAGCAAGACAUGAAAAUGUUGUUGUGUUGCUUGGAUCAUGUUCUGAAGGAAACCAUAGGCUUCUUGUCUAUGAAUUUGUUUGCAAUGGUUCAUUAGACCAACAUUUAUCACAACAUUCUCGCAAGCCUCUUUGUUGGCAAGAUAGGGUGAAAGUAGCUAAUGGAGCUGCUAAAGGAUUGCUAUACCUACAUCAGAACAAUAUCAUACAUAGAGAUAUAAAACCAAACAACAUUCUUCUUACACAUGAUCAUGAAGUAAUGCUGGGUGAUUUUGGUUUGGCAAAAAUUGUAAGUGAAGAAUUCUCAUGUUCAGUUGAAUGUCCUGGAAAUCUAGCAUAUUGGGCACCAGAAUAUGCAGCAUUUGGUAAAGUAUCAAAUAAAACAGAUGUGUAUUCUUUUGGUGUGGUUUUAGUUGAACUAAUAACUGGAAUGAGGACCACAGACAAAAGACUUGGAGGAAAAGGUCUAGUGGGAUGGGCUAGAUCACUACUAAGACAAGGGAACUGUAAAACACUUGUUGAUGAAAGGAUAAUUGAUUCUCAUGACUGUCAUCAACUCCUUUGGAUGAGCCGUUUAGCUGGAAAUUGUCUAAACAAGGAUCCUCAUAAACGAUUGGAUAUGAAUACAGUAAAUCUCUUUGUGGUCAAAGCUUUAAUACAUAUAACGGAAGGUUGCACUAGCUGCAUUGUGGGAAAAGACAGUAGAACCCUUUCCAUGUCAGGCUAUUCCAAGUCAAAAGAUGAUAUGCAUGACUCUUCAGAAUCAGAUGGUGAAAGUGGAAACAUUGGUAGUAGUUCCAACACUUCUAAUACUCAGCUUCUUUAA
Messenger RNA from Cicer arietinum (chickpea), 1107 nucleotides. NCBI's taxonomy places the organism in Eukaryota, Viridiplantae, Streptophyta, Magnoliopsida, Fabales, Fabaceae. The record is from RefSeq and is a predicted model, not a curated record.